Messenger RNA from Jaculus jaculus (lesser Egyptian jerboa), 490 nucleotides. RefSeq names its product S100 calcium binding protein A11 (gene S100a11). Bases 58 to 360 code for a protein of 100 amino acids. Gene Ontology annotation, cellular component: cytoplasm. Gene Ontology annotation, biological process: regulation of cell population proliferation. Gene Ontology annotation, molecular function: calcium ion binding; calcium-dependent protein binding. The transcript is spliced from 3 exons. The record is from RefSeq and is a predicted model, not a curated record. Lineage: Eukaryota; Metazoa; Chordata; Mammalia; Rodentia; Dipodidae.
CAGUCGUCCGCUCGCAGCCGCCGCCGCGCCCCGCUCGGUCCUUCGCGCAGGCAAAACAUGUCCCACCCUACAGAGACUGAACGCUGCAUCGAGUCCUUGAUUGCUGUUUUCCAGAAGUAUGCAGGAAGGGACAGGAAAAACAACACCCUCUCCAAGACGGAGUUCCUAGCCUUCAUGAAUACAGAGCUGGCCGCCUUCACAAAGAACCAGAAGGACCCUGGUGUCCUUGACCGCAUGAUGAAGAAGCUGGACCUCAACUGUGACGGGCAGCUAGAUUUCCAGGAGUUCCUCAAUCUUAUCGGCGGCUUGGCUGUAGCUUGCCACGAGUCCUUCCUCAGUGCUCCCCAGAAGCAUAUCUAACCCUCUCCUUUCUCUCCCAGCCACCCAGUCGUCACCUCCUCUUCCAGCCCGCACCUGAGAGCCCAGCCAUAUACCCCUCCCCACUCACUGCGACCGACAGAAAUAAAACAAUGUCCUUUCAGAAAACUUA